GUACAGACAACGCGAUAAAAUUAUACUGGUCCCUUCAAGAUUGCCUAUCCAGGACAACAGGCAAUUAACACGCGCAACAAUGUCCGCCUCAAUCCCACGCUUCCUCCUCCCUCGCGGCCCCGCCACCUGGCGCCCGCGUCUCUCCUCGCCCAUCUCCCGCACCAUCCGCGAUGCGUCCACAAAGGCCCCAAAGCCAAAGGCCGCGAAGCCCAAGGCGCCUGCAUCCAAAAUCCCCGUCCUGGAGAAGCCUACACGCUUCAACCCGCCCUCGCACGGCAAGACCCUGCCCAACCGCACAGUGCGAUACCCCGGCCCUGCGCUCAGCGAAUCCGAGAUCGCAGCCCAGAAGACGAAGAAAUACCCUACCAUGAUGCCCCCCGAGGGGACCUUCAUGCACUGGUUCUUGAACAAUCGCAGCAUCCACAUCUACAUCACGCUCGGAGUUCUAUCGUCGCUGGCGGGUUUCACGUUCCUGGUUAGUCUGCGACGGGACUCGAAGUUUGGGGAUCUGCUGCCGGAGCCGAAGGAUGCGAUAUGGCACCCCUUUGCGACGGUGAGGACGGUGGUUGAGGUUUUGAGGCUGGAUGCCGAGGCGAGGAGCGCGGAGACUAAGGAUAGGAGAGCGAGGAGGGUGGAGGAUGUGGCGAAGAGGGGAGAGUACAGGAAGGCGCACGGUCUUGAGACGGAGGGCUUUGGUGGGUGGACUGCUAAGGAGGCACCUCCUGCUGCUGUUCAGGAGGCAAUGGAAGCGGGAGAGGAGGGCUUAGAGCAGCCGAAGAAGAGGCAGGUCAAGAAGUGGCUGGGAAUUUGGUAGGGCGCUGGUAUGAGGGAGUGGAAGGGAUAAAUGGUACGAGCUGGAUUGGAAGCUCAGGCUCCAUAGCAUGGCGGGGAAGGUGGAGUUUGGAUGUACGAUAUAUGUGAGAUUAGGGCCACUAUUUCUGCAGCAGAUGGCGAAGGCAUGUACAAACAAACUACUGUAUCUCAAACUCACCGAUAGAUCUCCCAAGUCACCAUGAUUGGGGUAUUACAUAGCGCAGAUGGGAGCGGAAAUUCCAUUGAAUGCAUUAUUAUUUCCAACUAUUCUGC
This is a messenger RNA of Pseudogymnoascus verrucosus, 1086 nucleotides long. RefSeq lists its product as uncharacterized. The transcript has a single exon. Lineage: Eukaryota; Fungi; Ascomycota; Leotiomycetes; Thelebolales; Thelebolaceae. The coding region runs from base 80 to 814 and encodes 244 amino acids. The record is from RefSeq and is a predicted model, not a curated record.